AUGUCGCAGUGGAAUCAAGGGGGCCAAUAUCCUCCAGAUCCCAACCAAGCCUAUUACGCAGGCCAGCCGGGCUACCCGCCACCGCAGCCCGGUUACCCUCCGCAGGGAGGUUAUCCUACGGCUCCUCCGCCUGGUGGAUACCCUCCACCGGCAGGAGGAUACCCUCCCCAGGCUGGAGGAUACCCACCGCCGCAUGGCGGAGCUGGAUUUCAACAGCCACCUCCUUAUGGAGGCGGUGAUCCAUAUGCAGGUGAACAUGUACCCUUCUCUAAUAACGCUGGUAAUUAUGGAGGCGCUUCUGGCUACGGCGAAGACCCCGAAGUCAAGGGUUUCGAUUUCAGCGAUCAAAGCAUCCGAAGAGGAUUCAUUAAGAAAGUGUAUUCCAUAUUAUCGUUACAACUGGGCAUAACAUUAGCGUUUAUCUGCUGGUUCCUCUACCACCAACCGACCAGGGUCUACGUUUACCAUCACAUCGGGUUGUUUUACGCGUCCUUAGUGCUCGUAUUUGUCGCUCUCAUAGCUCUGGCCUGUUGCGGGGAAUUGAGAAGAAAGGCGCCCGCAAACUAUAUUUUCCUGCUCAUAUUCACGCUGGCAGAGAGCUUCUGUCUAGCUUGCACUGCGUCCACUUACAAGGCAGAUGCCGUGGCGAUGGCGGUGGGCAUAACGGCUGCUGUAUGCGUGGGUCUCACCCUAUUCGCCUUCCAAACGAAGUGGGAUUUCACCAUGAUGGGUGGCAUCCUGUUCGUGGCCGUUUUGAUCCUGUUCCUGUUCGGAAUUAUCGCUAUUUUCGUCCACAACAAGAUCUUUCAGCUGCUCUACGCGUCUGUGGGAGCUUUGAUAUUCUCUGUGUAUCUCAUCUACGAUACGCAGAUGAUGAUGGGCGGGAAGCAUACGUAUUCUAUUUCGCCCGAAGAAUACAUAUUUGCUGCCAUCAACUUGUACGUCGAUGUUAUCAACAUAUUCAUGUAUAUUUUGGCUAUUAUAGGAAGAGCGAGGGAUUAG
Molecule: messenger RNA, 1002 nt
Organism: Phyllotreta striolata
Lineage: Eukaryota; Metazoa; Arthropoda; Insecta; Coleoptera; Chrysomelidae
Source: the annotation of a GenBank genome assembly